AUGAAGCUCGCUGCACUCUCCACUAUUGCAUUAACUAUUUUACCCGUUGCCUUGGCUGGCUAUGCUCCACCCGAUGAUUGGUCGACCCUUACUGCCAAAGGAGUGUACCCAGGUGCCUUCUCAUCCUAUUCUAAUACAUUCGGUAUAAUAGUUGAACCUUUGACGAGCUCAGUGAUUUUAACUCCUGCUACUACGACUCAUGUUGUUUCACAGAUUGAUGACGGUCAAAUUCAGCACACUAAUACAGCCUAUGUAGGUACAGCUCACCAAGUUGUGUCUCAGAUUGGUGACGGGCAGAUUCAGGCUACGGCUUCUGCUGUCCCAUUGCCUACUGAGCUUGCUUCUCAAAUUGCUGAUGGACAAAUCCAAGCAACUACUCCUGCUGGAGCUCCCGCCACUCCAGCUUCUCAGAUACAAGACGGUCAGGUUCAAGCUACUUCUUCGGCUGAUGCUCACCCUACUGCACACUCACAAGCUGAAGACAUUGGGGCCCAUUCUUUAAGCAGCACUGGUUUGAUUCCUGGUACAUUGACUACUGUCUUGACUUCAACUGGAAGUGACACCACACUGACCCUUGUAACUGUCGAGACUGAAGUUGUCACUUACACACCAGAAGUUACAGUUACUGUGAAUCGGAAUGCUGCCAAAGUGAAGAGGGAUAACAUUGAAUCUGCUUGCUUAACCCCACAGGCCCUUGGCCUAACCCUAAAGGAUUCUGUUUUAUUAGAUCUCCAAGGCAGAGUCGGCUCCAUCGUCGCCAAUAGACAAUUCCAAUUCGAUGGACCUCCUCCGCAAGCCGGUACUAUUUAUGCUGUUGGUUGGUCCAUUACGCCUAAUGGAUAUCUGGCAUUAGGUGACUCAGAAGUCUUCUAUCAAUGCCUGUCUGGUUCGUUUUACAAUCUAUAUGAUCAGCACAUUGCUGAGCAGUGUGAAGCUGUCCACUUGAAGGCUGUUGAUCUCAUUUCAUGUUAG
Molecule: messenger RNA, 972 nt
Organism: Komagataella phaffii GS115
Lineage: Eukaryota; Fungi; Ascomycota; Pichiomycetes; Pichiales; Pichiaceae
Product: O-glycosylated protein required for cell wall stability
Exons: 1
Coding region: 1-972 (323 amino acids)
Biological process (GO): fungal-type cell wall organization
Cellular component (GO): fungal-type cell wall
Molecular function (GO): structural constituent of cell wall
Source: RefSeq, a predicted model, not a curated record